GAUGCCUCUUUGCAAGUCAACUCGUGUGCUCUCUAGAUGAUAGAGGUGCCUGGAGCUGAAAUAUUAUCGCUGUAUUGUAUUGGAGAACGUGGUGUGACAGCCCCCGGGCGCAGCAAAUGGCCUGCUUCGUAUCGCCACACUGACGGAGAGAGUGUCGCCACAUUGGCGUUCAAGCUGGCAGGGCGACACAAAAUCAACUUUGUCUAUUUUUAAUGGACACGCUUCGAGCGACAGCGGCGGCGGGCGGUUUGUUUUCCUUUCGUCUUUAUCUGUAGCCUGCCCUGCCUGUGUGAGCCCCCCUCGUGUGUCCCUCUGCUCGUCUGGCUACCUCCUACUCGUCCACUCACAGUCCCAUUUACAACAGCAUGGUCAUGGCUGACAGUGUCCAAAAACCGAUGAUCCGAGGUCCGGUCCGAGUGGGCUUCUACGACAUCGAGCGCACUUUAGGAAAGGGCAAUUUCGCGGUGGUAAAGCUGGCUCGACACCGCAUAACUAAGACCGAGGUUGCCAUUAAGAUCAUCGACAAGACCCAACUGGAUGCUGUCAAUCUGGAGAAGAUCUACAGAGAAGUUCAGAUCAUGAAGAUGCUGGACCACCCGCACAUCAUAAAGCUCUACCAGGUGAUGGAGACAAAGAACAUGCUUUACUUAGUCACGGAGUAUGCCAAGAAUGGGGAGAUCUUUGACUACCUGGCAAAGCACGGCCGCCUCAGUGAACUGGAGGCCAGGAGGAAGUUUUGGCAGAUCCUGUCGGCGGUGGAAUAUUGUCACAACCGCAACAUCGUCCACAGGGACCUGAAGGCAGAGAAUCUGCUGCUGGACGGCCAUAUGAACAUCAAAAUUGCAGAUUUUGGAUUUGGGAACUUCUUCCAGCCCGGGGAGCCUCUGGCCACAUGGUGCGGCAGCCCACCCUACGCUGCUCCCGAGGUCUUCGAGGGCCAACAGUAUGAGGGCCCGCAGCUGGACAUCUGGAGUAUGGGGGUGGUGCUGUAUGUGCUGGUGUGUGGUGCGUUACCCUUUGAUGGGCCCACUUUGCCGGUGCUCCGACAGCGAGUCCUAGAAGGAAGGUUUCGGAUCCCCUACUUCAUGACUGAAGACUGUGAGCAUCUGAUCCGCAGGAUGUUGGUUCUGGAUCCAUCAAAGCGCCUGUCUGUGGCCCAGAUCAAAGAGCACAAGUGGAUGACUCUAGAUGUUCCAGUGCAGCGGCCUGUUCUGUACCAACAGCCAGUGUCUACCGAGGGCGAGGGCGGCGUGGGGGAGUACAGCGAGCAGGUCCUUCGGCUGAUGCACAGCCUUGGCAUUGAUCAGCACAAGACUAUAGAGUCUUUGCAGAACAAAAGCUACAACCACUUUGCUGCUAUCUAUUACCUGCUGGUGGAGCGGCUCAAGGCCCAUCGCUGCAGCUUCCCCGUCGAACAGAGGCUCGACGCCCGCCAACGACGGCCCAGCACCAUCGCAGAGCAGACCGUCGUCAAGUCAACCAGUGGUUCAGCCCAGGUGGGUUUGCUCCCACAGGGCGUUCGCCUGUUGCGAUCCCCUGCUGUGCCCCAAACCUCUUCCGAUGCUUUCACUUUCCCUCAGACUGCAUGUCCUCUGGAGCAGAAUUUUAUGGUGGAGGACGUCAACACACCCAAAGUGAACGGCUGCCUGCUGGACCCCCUGCCUCCCCCCACUGUCCUCCGCAAGUCCUCUACCUCGUCGCCUAGCAACAUGAUGGAGACAUCGAUCGAUGAGGGCAUUGAGACCGAGGAGCCCGACACAGACGAUGAUCCAACCCACAUGCUCUCGGCCUAUCAGACGACCCGUUUUGGCCAACGGCGACACACCCUCUCUGAGGUCACCAACCAGCCAGGGACUUCAAAUCAAGGUAAAUUAUUUGCUCUAGGACACAACCCCUCUAUGGGUAGCAUGGACUCUGACAUGGGCUAUGACAUGGGCUCCAUGCAUAGUGACGUCAGUCUACUGGAGGACGCCCCGUCUCUUAGUGAAGUGGUACCGACCAACAGCUCUGCUUCUGGCGUCACCGCGACGCCUUUCUUGAGCGCUCGGCCUGCCAACCCAGCAAUGGCCGCCCUGACCUCUCAGCACAGGGAGACGCACAACCGCUCACCCAUUAGCUUCAGAGAAGGACGCCGGGCUUCCGACACCUCGCUCACCCAAGGUUUGGUUGCGUUCCGGCAGCACCUACAGAACUUGGCGAGGACCAAAGGCAUCCUGGAGCUGAACAAAGUCCAGAUGCUAGUGGAGCAGAUGGGCUCUGGGGAAGGGGCUGUCAUGGGCCCCCUGGGACCACAGCACCACUUGCACAACCUCCUGGAGGGUGAAGCAUCCAAGCAGCAGGAGGGCCUAGCUUUAUACCAAGGUGGGCCGCAGCCACCUCUCCUGUCCCGCAGGCAGAGUUUGGAGACACAGUACCUCACUCAUAGGCUACAGGCCAGCGUCUUGGUUAACAGUCCUGCUAGCUGCCAACAUUUCUGUAAGGAGAAUCCUCGAAGUUUAGAGCAACAGCUACAGGAGCACAGACUGCACCAGAAGAGGAUGUAUCUGCAGCAGUCACAGGGCAUGGGGCUGCCGGUCUACUUCAACCAGAUGCAGAUAGCUGAAGGCUCCUACCCAACAGGGGUCCCUGCUCUGGAUCCAUCAGCAUCACAAAACCCUCAGGGUCCCCCCAUGUCAGCUGCCCACCAACCUCAGCCUCAGCAGCAGGGCAGCCCCCAGGCCUCGCCACCCUUCAGCCACCCCCAUAGCCUCAGCCCCCUGAUGGAACCAGGGGAGGGGCUCGUUUAUGACCCCUACAUGAGCCACCACCACUACACCCAACACAUGCCCCCUGGAUCUCAUCUCCACCACCACCUCCACCAUGACGCCUCCCCCAGCGGCCUGGGCUACAGCUACCCUACAGGCUGUGAGCAGCAGGUCCUGGGCCCUUCCACUGAGGCCCUUCAUUCAGAGCAGUAUGAGUUCCCACUGGACCCCUGCCUGCUGCCCCCACCUGCUCCAGGAGAGGCUGAGGCAGGAGCUGUGGCCAGGGCUUUUGUUUGUCCAGGGCCAUCAGAGAACCUGGGUCUACCUGAGCUCCAGAGCAACCUCCUGGACAGUGAGAUGAUGGAGACGGUGGACUCCCAGCAUGGCUUUGUACUGGUCAACUGAAACCAGCUGAGGGGGUUGACAGAAAGCAGUAUUAAGCAAUGAGAACCUACACAGCAUUAAGAGCAGAGAGAGUGGAGAUAAAAGUGGAGGCCACAAGCGUAGCAACAGGGAAGGGAAAGGGUUAAUUUUUGUACGACUAAUACAAACUCCUUUUCUUAGUUGUGAUGAACCUCAGAAAACCUUUCUACCAAAAUCCUCCCUUAGACUACCUCCCUUUCUCCCUCUCCUCCUCUGUACUUGUUCUCAUCAGUCCUACGAGACAGGAACAGGUCCGAUAAGUGGCACAAGUUGAGCUUCGCCGGGCUGAGAAGGCGGAGUUGCUGUUGUCACGGAUGUUGUGUCACCUGUGAGAUGAUGAGCUCUUCAGGACUGCGCCGUGCAACCCGGGGAACAUGCUGCACAUCCUGGAGGGUGCCAGAGUGCAGCAUUUCACCUAGAAAUGGUUUGGAAGUGAACUAAUUUAGGACUGACUGACUGGCAACCAAAAGCACAAUGGCUGGCAGUGCUUUUUGUAUUUAAAAUAGGACACCUUCAACAACAAUAGACUGGUUCUCAAAACACUUUUGUGCAUUUUUUUUUAUUUCAGUAGAAAAAAAAAACAACUGAACAAGAGAAAAUAGCCCUCAUUUAUCAUGGUACCAUGGAUAUCACCACAUAUUCAAGUGUUAAAAGUGUUAGUAAGAAACUGAUCUUGUCCAGUUUAUAGAAAAUUGUUUUACCCACUACUGUGAGCGCACAGGCUGACAUGAUGGUCAUAUUUAUAGGUGCACAGGUUUCAACACUAACAUACAUAGUAUUUGACAGCGCCCUCCCCUAAAAAAUAACUUGCCUAAACCGAUACAUGCUGAAGAUGGUGAUUAAUGCACCAUUUGUGGAGCUUGAGCUACAUUUGUGCUUUAAACAGUCAUAAACUCUCUAUGAGAUCAUUUAGUUAAAAGACUAGAUAAUAUAACAGCUAUAACGCAGCAGGCUUUGGUGUUGGCUAUGUGACGUAAAUAAUACAGUUUCCUCUGUUUGUUUUCAGUGUUUUUUGUAACUUGUAACUACUGAUCCUGAUUUAUUUCUUACACUACUGAAAUGCUUUUCCACCUUUCCAUCUGAUUGCACACACCCGGCAGGCGUCAUUAUACUCAUGCAGCCAAUAAGAUGAGGACAAUUACCAGCUUUCGCAGGUGAAAACGGCCACACGUCUGUUUAACAGUUGAAUUGUGGGUCAUGCAUUUGCCAGAUAAAUGAGGGCUGAUGUAAUUAACAUGUGUUUGGUUGAGAAGUUGCCGUGUUAGACAGUCGAUAUUAUUCUAUUUUUGUGGCAAUACUGAAGCAAUAUUAAUCCUUGAUGUUUGGGGAUUAUGAAUGGAAGCCUCACCUGUACAGCCAGCUCUGAUUGGUUCCCGGGACCUCUGAGUCGUCAGCAGUGACAUCACUGGAGUUGAUGAUGUAACCAGGAGAUAAUCUCUCACUUGCCCUGCUAGUGAAGGGACGAGCCUGGAGACGUGUGUGUGUGAGUGUGUGUGUGUGUGUGUGAGUGCGUGCGUGCGUGCGUGCAUACGUGCGUGCGUGCGUGCAUACGUGCGUGCACAAUUCAGAAUUUUCAAUUUUCUGCAUCCAUCACAUUAUUAGUGCAUCAUAUCCAUCAUUACUGACAAAGACAAACACUGUAUUGACUCUAGUCUCCAUUCAAAAUAACUCAACCUGUGCACAGUUGUAGCUUUUUUGGUGACUGCUUAGUUCUGGUUUACAUCCUCAAUGCUCCAGUCAUGCCUCUGUGUUGUUUUAAUGAUCAAUAAUGUUUAUAAUAAUGAAAUUACCCUCUAAAAAUUCCCUUCAUAAGACUUCAUGAAAGAAUGUUUCCUCUCUGACGUUGGGGCUGCAGUCACCUGACACUGGAUUUCAACUAUUGACCAACGCUCUUUGACUGACAGCAGCCAGCAACAAGAUGAGGGAUUUAUUUUGUUGUUAUUGUUUUACACCUGAAGGUGCAGUAUGUAAAAUUUGGUGGCAUCUUGGCAGACAUACUUGGCAGAAAUUGAAUAUAACAUUCAUAGUAUGUUUCAAUUGUCAUAUGAUCACCUGAAAAUAAGAAUAGUUGUGUUUUUGUAACCUUUGACUGAACCCUUUAUAUCUACAUAGGGAGCAGGUCCUCUUCCACAGAGGCUGCCAUUAUGCAUCACCAUGUUUCUACAGCAGCCCAGAACGGACAAACCUAACACUGCAAUUUGCAACCCUAACCACUGGAUGCCACUAAAUCUUACACACUGGUCCUUUAAGACUGUGUUGAAUCCACUUGAAGCACACAGAUGUAUCUUCUCUGGCAGUUGAUGAUGAUGAUUUUUUAAAAACUAUUUUUCAUUAAAAUAACAGGACGGCGAACGUCAUAGGGUUGAGAUGAGAUUAUAAGACCAUGACCAUCUGCCAGACUGCGUGACCCUGAGUGGUCGUGAGUUAAAUAUGUAGGACUAUGUGUAGUCACAUUAGCCUUCAGACAAGACAGUCAGGCUCAGUCUGUAGCCUCAACUGAGCAGAUGUUUUAUAGAGUUCACAGUCAGAGUACAGAGUGGUUUGGCCAGUACUCUUUAUAGCAGCAGUUACCAGCUGUAAUGAUGGCUACAACAUAUGGACCAACUGUGGUUGCAGCCCCUGUGCAUGACUUAAAGGCAAAAUCCACCCUAAACACUUUUUAACAGUGUUGCAAAACAGAUCAUUUUCACUUAUUAUUAACCUGAUGAUUAUUUUGAUUGAUCUUUUGGUCUGUACAAUGUCAAAAAAACAAACAAGCUUGCGCUUGUUUUAUCUGACCAACAGUCCAAACCUGAAAAUAUUCAAUUUAGUCUCCCAGAAGAUCAAGAAAAAGGGUAAAUAUUCACUUUUUAAAAUAACUUGCAAGGACUGAUCUAUUAUCAAAAUUGUUGCAGAAUUAUUUCUUUCUGUUCAUUGAUUAAUCGACUAAUCAUUUCAUUUCAACAAAUUAACAAUGCUAGCUAUACAUAGUGUGUUCCUGAGCCUCUCUUGUUCUUCAUGAGUUCACCUUUUUUUUCCUGGGUAAAACUGUCCAGUAUGACAUCAUGUUGAGAUAUUUCUGGCCUUACAUCCAUCUUACAUCAACACCAAAACCUGAGUUUUGGUGUGUGAGAAAAGGCUUAAAGAGUCAGUGUUGAACUCUUCGACUUUUAACAAUCAAACAGAUGUACUCCAGCAACAAUGGCCUCAAUAGAACAGAAUGCACUUCAACCACAAGACAUGUUGCAAAACAGGUCUUGUGGUUGCAUUAAUAGUUCCACCCAUAAAUGUACAAACCAGUUGGAGAGCUGGAUAUGUUUAUAUGGCCAUACGCCCACGUUUUAUUGACAGGAAUCAGGUCACGCCCAGUUUGUGGGUCAUGUUGAGAAUGUCUUUUUGAAAGACAAUGAACCACUCGAGAACAAGAGUAUGAGGCAGCUUUAACUUAAAAUAAUAAUUCUUGAGUUUACAGAACAUUUAAUUGUUGAUACAUGACAGUGCAAGGGUAUUUAAGGGUGGAUUUCGCCUUAAGUGAAUAUUUUGAUGAUUGUUUUCUUUUCAUUGUUAAUGGUCAGGCUAGAACACCUACAGGAUGAUCUGUGGAAAUUGAAUACUGGAGCACUUUGACAACCAAGGGAAGAAGAGAUGUAGCGAGAGAGGAGGCGAUGGUGUUCGAGGUGGAAAAGGUUUUGUAUCGCUCUGCUGUUUCCUGGCAGAUGAAACAAACUGUAAUCUGUAGGAAACACCUUUUCUCCUCUCUCUUCCCCACCAAUAAUGGGUUCAAAACAAAUUUCUUUCAAAGAAACACCAGACAAAGUAACACUUUAUCUGAUUGUUGAUUUAAUCCAAGAAAGAGAGCAACACUUUUCUGUUCAUGACAAGUGUUUCUUUGUACAAAUUAGGGGUGUAGUGAAUCCUCAGUGUACGCUCAAGUUGCACCUAGGAUAAUUUUUGUGUUGAACGUGAAUAGUGUUCAGUGUGCCUUUUUACUUUUCGUAUUUCAAUCUAAAUUAAGACUAUGAAUAGUACCAUGAUUUCUGGUUGGACCCUUUUAUCAUUUAUUUUAUUAUGAUUACUUAUGAUUACUUUUCUUUUCCUGAAAGUAAGUAGAGCCAGGUUUUUACAAAGGUACAAAACCAAAGUCCCUCAGAAGUUUCCCUGUAUGACCCACCGUGUGGAGUUUUGGAGCUUCUUUGUCAGCUUCUCUACCCUGCUUUUUCUUGUUGGUCAAUCAGUGUAUGCCAUUUAAAAGUAUUAUAGCAAUAUUUCUCUAGUUGAAGACUAAAGUCAUAAAGAUUCUAGUGGACAUGUAUCCAAGUAUCAUAAUUUCACCUCCUGCUGAUAAAACAAAAACAUCAAUCUAUCAAUAGAAAUCCAGUUUUAUAUUUACCUUCAUUGAUGUUGACCACACAUAAGCUAACUUGCUGUUGAGAUUAAAAAAGGUUU
Messenger RNA from Scomber scombrus (Atlantic mackerel), 7592 nucleotides. RefSeq names its product salt-inducible kinase 2b (gene sik2b). Gene Ontology annotation, molecular function: protein serine/threonine kinase activity; ATP binding; tau-protein kinase activity. The transcript has 15 exons. NCBI's taxonomy places the organism in Eukaryota, Metazoa, Chordata, Actinopteri, Scombriformes, Scombridae. The record is from RefSeq and is a predicted model, not a curated record. Gene Ontology annotation, biological process: intracellular signal transduction; protein phosphorylation; microtubule cytoskeleton organization. The coding region runs from base 366 to 3149 and encodes 927 amino acids. Gene Ontology annotation, cellular component: cytoplasm.